Molecule: messenger RNA, 5868 nt
Organism: Scaptodrosophila lebanonensis
Lineage: Eukaryota; Metazoa; Arthropoda; Insecta; Diptera; Drosophilidae
Gene: Col4a1
Product: collagen alpha-1(IV) chain
Exons: 9
Coding region: 185-5521 (1778 amino acids)
Cellular component (GO): collagen trimer
Molecular function (GO): extracellular matrix structural constituent
Source: RefSeq, a predicted model, not a curated record
GUACGCUCCAGUCGGUUCAGAAAGUUAGAUCGGUUUUCUGAAAGGAAAACGGCAGAAACCUUCGAAUAGUCCGACAAGCCAAAAGAAAAAGCCCGUCGCUUGGCAUAAAAGGCCACGACGCAUACAAUUUGCUAAUUCGAAUAGGGAGGAAUUUAUAAUUGAAGAGUUCAGUGCAUAGGGCAUAAUGUUGCCCCAAUGGAAGCGGCUGCUGUUCGCCGCUGUAAUCUAUGGAGUGCUCGCUAAUGUGAACGCUCAAUUUUGGAAAGAAGCUGGCACCCGUGGAUCCAUACAGGAUUCAAUCAGAUACAACACAAGGGACGAACCAAGGGAGCCCUUGCCGAUAGACCCUAGUUAUGAAAUCAUAGAAAAUCCGCGCGGAGGGCCGCCGAACAGAAACUGCACAGCUGGCUAUGCAGGCUGUGUACCAAAAUGUAUUGCCGAAAAGGGUAACCGUGGCCAACCUGGUCCCGCUGGUCCACCAGGACCUGCCGGUAUGAUUGGCUAUCAAGGUGUGGAAGGUCCUCCCGGCGAUAAGGGUCAGAAGGGUGAUCCAGGUCCAUUCGGAUUGCGCGGUGACAAGGGGGAGCGCGGAACACAGGGCAAGCCCGGAUUACCUGGUGUUGCUGGCGUGCAGGGACCUGCAGGAAACUCAGGCUCCCCAGGUCGCCCUGGCAAAGAUGGCUGUGAUGGUUCAGAUGGUAUGCCUGGUCUGCAAGGCCUUGGCGGAAUGCCAGGCCCUCGUGGUUACCCCGGUACCAUUGGUGCAAAGGGCGAAAAGGGUGAACCAGCUAAAGAUAACAUUGACUACGCCAAGGGUGAGAAAGGUGAGCCCGGCUUUACUGGUAGGGCAGGAUACCCCGGUGCUGAGGGCCCACAAGGUCCUAAAGGUGAUCGCGGUGACACUGGUCCUUAUGGUUCACCUGGUCCACGAGGUGAUCGUGGUAUCAAAGGUGAGAAGGGAGCUUCAUGUUUUGGAACCCCCUUGCCCGGCAAGAAAGGUGACAAAGGUGAUAAAGGAGAACCAGCUAUCCAAGUACCAUGGACGGGAACGCCCUCUUACGCUGGAGAGAAGGGAAGCCAAGGCCAGAAAGGUGAUAUGGGUCCACCCGGAGAGAAGGGCGGUAUAGGACAAGCUGGUGAGCCUGGACAUGAUGGACAAAAGGGCGAAAAAGGUCUGCCAGGCGGCGCAGGCGAUAGAGGUCGCCAAGGUAACUUUGGACCACCAGGACCAUCUGGACAAAAGGGUGAUCGAGGAGAAACUGGUCUGAAUGGUCUGGCCGGCCAACCAGGCCUCAAAGGUGAGCCAGGUCGACCCGGUCAACCAGGAGAGCCUGGAUUAGUUGGACCUGCAGGACCCCCCGGUGGUGGUAGUGGACAGCCUGGUCUUCCAGGAUCGAAAGGACCCCGUGGAUACCCUGGACAACCUGGCCCCAAAGGUUUGGAUGGACUUAAUGGACAGCCAGGACCUCAAGGAUACCCUGGUAAUAAGGGUGGCCCUGGUCUGCCAGGACGUCCUGGUGGUGAAGGUCCUCCUGGACCAAAGGGCGAGAAGGGUAACGCAGGACGCGAUGGAUCUCCAGGUCCCCAAGGACCAGUAGGUUAUAACGGACCUCCAGGACCCGAAGGAGAAAAGGGCGAUGCUGGAACGCCAGCUUACGGCAUUCAAGGUCCAAAGGGUGAUAGCGGAAUCAAUGGAUACCCUGGUCAGAAGGGUAUGAAGGGCGAGCGUGGUUUCAAGGGAAAUGCAGGCGUACCUGGCGAUUCAAAAUUGGGCAGACCUGGUAUUCCUGGCACAGUAGGUGCCCCUGGCCAAAAGGGUGAUGCCGGCCGUCCUGGUAAUCCUGGCCAAAAAGGUGAUCUUGGAGCCAAGGGUGAUGCUGGUGGUAAAUGUUCUUUGUGCCCACCUGGUGCUAGAGGAGAGAAAGGCGACCGCGGAUUGAACGGAAUUCCUGGAAACCCGGGAGAACGGGGACCUCCUGGUGAGCGCGGCUAUCGUGGAGAACGUGGUGAUGACGGCAUUGUUGGACAAACUGGUCCUAAUGGAGAGAAAGGUCUAGACGGCCUUCCUGGUGCGCCUGGACCUCAAGGUCAACCUGGUAAGCCAGCAAUUCUGAACCUAAGCUUGAUCGAGGUCGCAAAAGGAGAAAAGGGUCAGCCUGGCUAUCCUGGUGCCGCUGGUGUCAAAGGAGAACGCGGAGAUGCUGGCAUACCCGGCAGCCCCGGAUUGAAGGGCGAAAUUGGAAUCAAGGGAGACAAAGGCUUCGCCGGCCAACCUGGCAUUGACGGUGCACCCGGAGCACCUGGACGUGAAGGUCGUGAUGGAACUCCCGGUGUAAGUAUUAAGGGCGAACCUGGUCGUCCAGGCUUCGACGGAAUCAAGGGAGACAAGGGUCAGUCUGGAUAUAACGGCCCAAAGGGUGAACCAGGAACAUGUGAGGCUAGUGAGCUCAGAGUGCCAGCCAAAGGAAACAAGGGCGACAAGGGUUCAACCGGAAUGCAAGGCCAAAACGGCCCCGUCGGACAAAAGGGAGAAAUUGGUGUAUCUGGACAAAAAGGAAACACAGGACCGCAGGGACCAUCAGGACCUGUGGGACCUCGUGGUCUAACUGGUCCCCGAGGUGAAAAGGGUAAUCCCGGUCCAUUUGGCGCACCCGGUAAUCCUGGAAAAGAUGGUCUUCGAGGUCUUCCUGGUUUAAAAGGUGACCGUGGGCAAAAGGGUGAACAUGGAAUAACUGUUGCUGGACCCCCCGGUCUCCCGGGACAGGAUGGAUUAAUCGGCGAAAAAGGAGAUCGUGGACUGCCUGGAGCUUAUGGACCACCAGGUCCGGAUGGCAACCCUGGUUAUCCCGGAGACAAAGGUGAUGCAGGACUUCCAGGCCCACCUGGUAAUACAGGUGCUUUAGGCCCGAAAGGUGACACUGGACCAAUUGGUCCACAAGGCCAGGCUGGUCCCCCAGGCAGACCUGGUAUUGAUGGUGUUCGAGGACGUAAUGGCGCUAAAGGUGAGCCUGGUAACCCUGGCCUUGUCGGCAUGCCCGGUAGUAAGGGUGACAUAGGAGCUCCAGGAAAUGAUGGUCCUAAAGGAUUUACUGGAAUUGCCGGUGCCCCUGGAAAACGUGGCCCAGCCGGUAUUCCUGGAUUCCAUGGAUUAAAGGGAGAUAAGGGAGCUACUGGAUUAACUGGCCUCGAAGGACCACCUGGUGCAAGAGGACCCCAAGGACCUCCCGGAUUUAUGGGAAUUAAGGGUGACACUGGACCGAUUGGUCGUCCAGGAGCAGAUGGUGUCCCCGGAUUGGAUGGUGAGAAAGGUAACCAAGGCCUUCCUGGCUUAGAUGGCCCACAAGGUGAACCUGGAGAUGCGUCCGAAAAGGGACAAAAGGGCGAACCCGGCCUUUCUGGAUUGCGUGGUCAAGAUGGUAUUCCUGGAGCUCCAGGUCUACAGGGUGACAAGGGCUUGCCAGGUAUUGCUGUGCAUGGACGCCCAGGUGCUCCUGGUGAAAAGGGUGAUCAAGGACGUGAUGGUGAAGCUGGGCGCGAUGGCUUGCCCGGCGAAAAGGGCAAUGCCGGAUAUCCUGGUCAGCCCGGACUUAAGGGUGACAAGGGUGCUGGUGGUGUUCCCGGAGCACCUGGCUUGCCUGGAAUGGAUGGUUUGCCUGGUCAAGUUGGCGCCCCAGGUCCAGUAGGAUUCACCGGAGAAAAGGGCCUUAAAGGUGACCGAGGACUACCUGGAUACAACGGUGCAAAGGGUGACAAGGGCGCUACUGGAUAUCCCGGUCUUAACGGAUUGCCUGGAAUUAAGGGCGAUCGUGGCGCACCUGGUCGUCGCGGUGCAGAUGCAGUUCCCAUCCAAAUUCGAGGUGAUAAGGGUGACAGUGGAGAUAUAGGUCUUGUUGGUCUUCCUGGUGUUACUGGUGAAAAGGGUGACGCUGGCGUGCCUGGCUAUCCUGGACCAAAAGGAGAACGUGGAGUGCAAGGACCACCUGGCCCUCAAGGCUUGAAUGGACUUCCCGGUUUGAAGGGCGACAUGGGAAUACAAGGAGAUGCUGGCUAUCCGGGCCUUCUUAUCAAGGGAGAAAAGGGUCUACCAGGACGCUCCGGCAAGAAUGGCCGCGAAGGUGCCCCUGGAUUACCUGGCUUGAAGGGUGAACGCGGAUUACCUGGCUUGCCAGGAACAGUCGGUUUGAUUGGUUUGCCUGGACCCGAAGGUCCAGCUGGUGCUAAGGGUGAACGUGGCUUGAAUGGUGGACCCGGACGUGAUGGUCAAGAUGGUUUGCCCGGUGCUCCAGGUCUUAAAGGUGAUCAAGGGUUUGUGGGACCGAAGGGUGAACGCGGCUUGCCUGGAUAUGAGGGACAAAAGGGUGAUAAGGGCGAACAAGGACCGGUCGGUCAACCUGGUCUUCCAGGAGCUCCUGGUCUUAAGGGAGAUAUUGGUUUGCCGGGAUUAGAUGGUCUGCCUGGAGCAAUUGGCGCGUCCGGAGAGAAGGGCUACCCUGGACCUAAAGGUCGUGACGGUCGCAAUGGAAACCCAGGCUUGAGAGGCCAGAAGGGUGAGCCCGGCUUGGUGCCACCUCCUGGACCUAAAGGUGAACCCGGUCACCCGGGACGAGAUGGUCAAAAGGGCGACCGAGGCCCACCGGGUGAACGCGGCUUAAUUGGAUUGCAGGGUGAACGAGGUGAGAAGGGUGAGCGUGGUCUGAUUGGCUUGACUGGCACAGUUGGCCGUCCAGGCAUCAAGGGAGACAAAGGCGAGCAAGGUUUAAUAGGAUUGGAGGGUGCCGUCGGUGCUAUCGGCUUUAAGGGAGAACCAGGUUUGCCAUGCACAGGAGCUCAGGACUACCUUACCGGCAUUCUAUUAACGCGUCACAGUCAGAACGACCAAGUGCCACAAUGUGCCUCAGGCCAUGUGCAGCUAUGGACUGGAUACUCACUCCUUUACGUCGAUGGUAAUGACUACGCACAUAACCAAGAUCUCGGAUCUCCUGGCUCUUGCGUGCAGCGCUUCUCUACACUGCCAGUGCUGUCGUGUGGACAGAAUAAUGUCUGCAACUACGCCUCCCGUAAUGACAAGAGCUUCUGGCUGUCGACAUCGGCCCCCAUACCCAUGAUGCCGGUAAACAACAACGAGAUCAGCAAAUAUAUCUCACGCUGCGUCGUGUGCGAGGCACCAGCCAACGUGAUUGCCGUGCACAGUCAGUCCUUGGAGAUUCCCAGCUGCCCCAAUGGCUGGGAAGGCCUUUGGAUAGGCUAUAGUUUCCUGAUGCACACAGCCGUUGGUAAUGGCGGCGGUGGACAGGCUUUACAAUCGCCUGGUUCUUGUCUGGAAGACUUCCGUGCCACACCGUUCAUUGAAUGUAACGGAGCGAAGGGACACUGCCACUUCUACGAGACAAUGACUAGCUUCUGGAUGGUCACUUUGGAGGCCAGCGAACAGUUCCAGAAGCCCGAACAGCAAACGAUUAAGGCGGGCAACCUACUAACGCGCGUCUCAAGAUGUCAAGUCUGCGUGAAGAACUCGUCGUAGGCGACAUUUAAAGCCAAUCGACGCAGGAUGAACCAAAAAACUGCAAUAAUUUUAAUCUAAAUGUAAUGCUUAACUAUACGAUUUGCAAAAGGUACCAACGAACACCCCUUUGUAUACACGCACACAUACACACACACAUACACACACGAACCAACACUGCUACAAAUUCCUUAAACUAACCACAAAAAACGCCCAAGGCCGGGCCCAAUGCCAUUUUUGUAUCUGCCAAUUUUUUCGUUUUCCACAACGUUUUAAACAAAUGUAAAUGUAGUUACGCGUAAGUUAAGUAAAUAAAGAAAUAAUAAAUUAGCCUGGUAUAUGUAAAGUAAAUACAUAUAAAUUUAACA